This is a messenger RNA of Poeciliopsis prolifica (blackstripe livebearer), 1089 nucleotides long. Its product is annotated as GTPase IMAP family member 4-like. The record is from RefSeq and is a predicted model, not a curated record. The transcript has 3 exons. NCBI's taxonomy places the organism in Eukaryota, Metazoa, Chordata, Actinopteri, Cyprinodontiformes, Poeciliidae. Bases 51 to 905 code for a protein of 284 amino acids. Gene Ontology annotation, molecular function: GTP binding.
CGCAUCAACAGCCGCUCUACAUCGACUCACCUCCACCUGCUGCAAGGAAGAUGUUCAAAAGAAAAGCUUCUUCUGGGUCAGGAUCACAGGAGACGGGAGAAACUCAGAAGAAAAAGAAAUGUGAUCAGAAUACAGGUACAGAUCCAGAAGAAUGUGACAUUAUCAUUUUGCUCAUUGGUAAAACUGGAACUGGCAAGAGCUCUGCAGGAAACAUCAUUAUAAACUCUAAUCAUUUUGCAGUUGGGGAGAAUACAUUGGUGUGUGAGAAGGGAUUUCAUAACUUGCCUGAUGGCCGUAGAUUGGCAGUGAUUGAUACUCCUGGUCUAUUUCACACCAUAUUGACCCCUCAGGAGAUGAAGAGACAGUUGGUUAGAUGUCUCUCAUUGUGUGCUCCUGGUCCUCAUGUGUUCCUGUUUGUGAUAGACCCAACAAGUUUCUCAGAAAAAGAAGAAGACAUGGUCGAAAUCAUCAGGAAGAUUUUUGGAGAAAGAGCACCUAGAUAUGCCAUGGUGUUGUUCACUCAUGGAGAUCAAAUGCCUGUAGAUCCAAACAGACAACGUAUUUUGCAUCUUAACCAAGCUUUAAAUGAUUUUCUCAGCGAAUGUCGGGGAGGUUAUCAUAUUUUUGACAAUGAAAUUGGGAACAGAACUCAAGUUAUUGAGCUGGUGGAGAAGAUUGACAGCAUGGUUCAGAGAAAUGGAGGCAGCUGUUACACAAAUGAUAUGUUCAGAGAAGCUCAACGAGCCAUUAGAGAGGAGGUUGGAGGACAUAGGGGUCCAGCAGAGAGAAACAACUCGUUUAUUCGAGCUGUUGACCAAGCUGCUGUUGCUGAGGCUGCAGCUGAAGUGGGAGAUGCAGUGAAGAGAGGCAGGUCAGUGAGAGAUAACUGGUGCGUCAUCAUCUGACUAAAAAUGCUGCAAAUAACCACAAUGAUGGCGACCAACUCAGUUUAAUCAUCUGACAAUAAUGAGAUGUGCUAGUGAAUAGUCAUUAAUCAUAAACAAAAUUUUUUUAGUGUGACAUUUGAACGUGAUUUGUUAUUUGAAGACAAUGAUUAACAACUGCAUGUUUUUGAUCUGCAUAUUUUAA